AAGCCAAGAUACCAUAUGCUUUUCUUCACUACAAAGCCACAUGCCUGUGAUCCAUCAAGUCUACCAAAAUAUCCCCCGAGCAAGGAAUAUGAUGCUAAGCUGCGAGAUGAGGAAAUCAGGAGGAAAAGGAUGAUUGCAUUGAAAGGACAAAAUAAUGAAACUAGACGAAGGAAACAACCUCAGUCUGGAAAUGGAGAUUUACAGCAACGACGGGCACAGGCAAAUAGAAAAGGCACUCGGAUGGAUGACGGCAUUCGUGGCUUUAGAAUUGAUCCUCCAGCAAGAGUCGGCGAAAAUGGCAUUGCUCAGCGUGUUCCUCUGUUGCAUGCUGGCCGUUCAUCGUCUACUCUGGGCCGAUCGAAUGAGACUGAUGAAAAGACCCAAAGAUUUUACACAUCUCAGAUGCCGAACUUGUCUUGUGCUGCUGAGCCACGAGGCGGUGCUACUCGGUCAUCUAACCAUGGGGAUGGUGCCAAGAGGCCACAUUUGAGAGAGCAUCCAUCUAGGUCAAGGUACAGGCAAUUAACUGCUGUUGAUUCCUCCGGUAGAUCUGAAUGGACACACCAGUUUCAAGAAAGACCGUCAUCUUCCCAUCGGAAGGAAGGUGGGGCGGCUAACAAGGAGCAUACUGUGGUCAUGAGAGCGAACGUGGAGGCAUGUAUGGCGUAUCAUCAGGUGAAUGGCAGUAAGAAGAACAGGAUCCACUACUCUGGGCCGUUGAUGCCUCACGGAGGUAACAUGGAGGAGAUUCUCAAAGAACACGAGCGUCAAAUCCAGCAGGCGGUACGAAGGGCGCGCAUGGACAACCAGGCAAGAGGCACGCAGGCGUUACGGACGGAUCGCUGAUUGAUCUAGUUAUGCAAGGGAGCUGAGCUGCCUCUGGUCCAUCCCUGAAUUCCUGAUGAUGGACAGAGAUUUUUGGUUGGCUACUAUAUAUAUAUUGUUGGCAUGCAUUGAAUUGUUCAUUUUUUGUGUUGCCCGUCCGUCUUCACUUGUUACUUGGGCAACACCAACCAACAAAAGAGCGGAAGAAGAGAUCGACAGCGUUGCUGGCUGUACAGAUAGAUGAUGUAAUUGUAACCACACGCACGAAACAGAUAUAUAUGUAGAGAUAUAACUGGAAUGGAAAGGAAAGGAAUGAUAUAUACACUCUGUCGGAUGGAAGUUGUUUUUUUUGUUC
Molecule: messenger RNA, 1180 nt
Organism: Oryza sativa Japonica Group (Japanese rice)
Lineage: Eukaryota; Viridiplantae; Streptophyta; Magnoliopsida; Poales; Poaceae
Source: RefSeq, a predicted model, not a curated record